AUGAUUCAGCGACUAGGAGUCGAAUCCCUAUUCCGUGAACAGAUUAAAGCCAUUCUAACGUGGCAAUACACACAUUUUAGCUCUUUGAAUCAUGGCAAAGAUGAUGUCUAUGAGAUCGCUCUCCGAUUUCGACUUUUAAGGCAAGAAGGUUAUCGUGUGCUUGCAGAUGUGUUCGAAUACUUCAAUGAUAAGGGAAAAGGUUUUGUUAUGAAACUGAAGGGAAACAUCAAGGGUAUGAUGGAAUUAUAUGAAGCGUCACAAAUGAGCACGGAAGGAGAGGAUAUACUCGACGAAGCCGAAUGCUUUAGCAGGAAGUGUCUCAAUGCAUUGUUGACAUGUGAUCUUGAUCAUGAACAAGCGAGAAUGAUAGAAAGUGCAUUGCAAUAUCCAUAUCGCAAGAGCUUCGCAAGAUUGCUAGCUCCUCAAAGUUUUGUAAAUGAUAUGUCAGGUGUGAACUCAUGGAUGGAAGACUUGCUAGAGGUGGCAAACAGAAAUCGAAGAAUUGAUCAAUCUGUGCACCAGAAGGAGAUUCACCAAAUUAAUAAGUGGUGGAAAGAGUUGGGAUUGGGAGAGAAGAUGAAGUUUGCUAGAGACCAGCCACUAAAAUGGUACAUGUGGUCCAUGGCAAUUCUCACAAAUCCAAGCUUGUCUGAGCUUAGGGUUGAGCUCAUUAAGCCCAUCUCUCUCGUGUACAUUAUUGACGACAUAUUUGAUGUCCAUGGCAUGGUUGACGAGCUAAUUCUCUUUACAGAAGUCAUUAAAAGAUGGGACUAUGCGUGUGCUGAGCAGCUUCCAGAGUACAUGAAAAAAUGCUUCAAGGUUCUCAAUGAUAUUGCAAAUGAUUUUGGCAAAAUCAUCUUUGAGAAGCAUGGAUGGAACCCCACAAGAUUCUUGAAACAUAUGUGGGCGAAUUUGUGCAAUGCAUUCCUGGUGGAGUUUCAGUGGAACGCUUCUGGGAAAUUGCCAAAGGCAGAUGAUUACUUGAAGAAUGGGAUUAUCACUUCGGGUGUGCCCUUGGUGCUAACUCACCUGUUCUUUCUAAUGGGCCAAAACAUUGCCAACCAAAGUAUGGAUUCAAAGAAAGAAGAGGUGCAGCUGCCAAAUAUAAUAUUCUUAAUUGCUGAAAUUCUUCGCCUUUGGGAUGACCUCGGCUGUGCCCAGGUAAACUAG
Molecule: messenger RNA, 1170 nt
Organism: Eucalyptus grandis
Lineage: Eukaryota; Viridiplantae; Streptophyta; Magnoliopsida; Myrtales; Myrtaceae
Product: (3S,6E)-nerolidol synthase 1-like
Exons: 5
Coding region: 1-1170 (389 amino acids)
Molecular function (GO): magnesium ion binding; terpene synthase activity
Source: RefSeq, a predicted model, not a curated record